AAAUAAUCAAGCGCGUCCUCGGAGCGCUCUACGCUUUCAAGGGAGGACAUGCGGCGAUAGCAAUGAGGAGCUGUACAUCGGAUAUCUAAAGAACCAUUCGGCUGAGUCCUCUAUGAUUCAGCCACAAUUGAUUAUAUCAUAUUACCACCCAGUUCAAGCAUUGAAUCAUGGCAGACGCCAAACCGCCCUCUGACAGGCCUCAGAGGAAGAUGUCCACUACAGGGGACAGUUUAUACAAGGUGCUGGGAUUGGAGAAAGGGGCCACAGCAGAGGACAUUAAAAGAGCUUACAGAAAACUGGCUCUGAAAUACCAUCCAGACAAGAAUCCAGACAACCCCGAAGCAGCAGAAAAGUUCAAAGAAAUCAACAAUGCCAACUCAAUCCUCACUGAGGAGACCAAGCGCAAGAUCUACGAUGAAUAUGGCUCCAUGGGGCUCUACGUGUCCGAGCAGUUUGGAGAAGAGAGUGUCAAAUACUAUUUCCUCAUGUCGAAGUGGUGGUUCAAGGCUAUGGUCAUGUGCUGUGCCGUUUUCUCCUGUUGCUGCUGCUGUUGCUGUUGCUGUUUCUGCUGUGGAAAGUGCAAACCACCAGAGGAGGAUGAGAACUACCAGUACGUGGACCCAGAAGACCUGGAGGCCCAGAUCAAAGCAGAGCAGGAUGGAGGAGGCUCAAAUGUCCCUAUUUUGAUCCAGCCCAGUUCCACUGUCAACACCUCAGAGUCCACGCAUUUCGCAGCCAGCCAGUCCAUGUACAACACCCAGAAAUGAGCCACCUGCCUGAUCCUAGUCCCGGUCAUUACUGAGGGGGUCCUGCUGAUGGACUCUAAGGCCCCUGAUGUUGUGUGCUGACGGCAGGGCAUCACGGCACCAGGACUAAACUGUGCCACUGCGCCAUACCCUGACUGACCCACUGGAAUCGAGUGGCAGUUUGCCAAAAGACAAAGAAGCCUCUGCCAAUCUCAUCUGUGUCUCCAUUGGUGUGUAUGUCUGUCUGUUCGUAUAUAACUACACGUUCAUUUCAAAAUAAUAUAGCUAUGAGACUGGUGCCACUGGGCAGUGCUCAAGGUGGGAAGUGGGUUUUACUGUUGGGGUGUUUCUUUUUGGUUCUGGCUAUUUAUUUAAUUUUUUACUUUUUUUUUAUGUGUUCGAAGCAUGGACGUGAGUGGAAUGAUCAUAUGAGUGCAUGCAAAGCAAUAACAGCAUGCCACUACUAUACAGCAUAGGAACGUGCAAGAACCCCUCCCACUUAUCUUCAUCCAAAUGCGGAGCCACAACAUGGCACUUUUUUUUUUUUUUUGUUUGCUUCUUUAGAUGGCAGUGUUUUCCGUUCUCAAGUUUGCAGUCAUCUGUUACAUUUGCAUUAUAUUGCAUUUCGUUUAAGAUCAAAUCGGUCAAUCGUACACAAAUGGCAUGACAUGUCUGCGUAACCACUUUUUCUGACUAAAGCGAAGGCAGAUGCCUCAAACGUCAGCUGACGUGCCGUGUGCAAUGGUCAUACAUUUCCCUAAAAUCAGAACACUUGAAUAUGCUGGUGAAAGUUGUUUUUCUAUGCACUUUUUUCCGCUACCUUCAUUGGAGGCUUCUAAUGCAAAUCUAAUGGCUUCAGCCCUUACAACUACUUCACUACUGCGAAAGCGAAAAUAUCUUUAAAUGUGAAGUUUUAAUUUGUUCAAAGGGGCUGAAAUGGGAUCAACCCUAUUUUUGGUGAACGCUAUGCCAAAUCGAGCAAACCUAUGCUUUCUUUGUGCUCUUAGGACAUAUGAUGACAAAACGCAAAUAUUUUUAAUGAUCUUAUUUAUUUUUAAUAUAUCAGAAUUGAGAUUAAUGUGUAUGUCAUGUUCUGAGUGAAACGAUGCACUGUGUUAACUUGAUUUCAGAAUUUGGAUCUGCAAGAGCCUCAUGAUUUUAGCAAUAAGGAAAUGCCCGUUGUGUUAAAUGUGAAGGACUCAAAUAGUCAAUAGUCAGGUUACUGUUAGAAACACUAUAUUAGAGUCAGUACAUUAGAUGCCAAAUGUUUUCCCUGUAAAUUGUUGUUCCAAUUGCAAUAGUAUAUACAUGGAUUGUACACCAUUUUGUUUCUGUGUGCAAAUAGAAAUGUAUGUAAUAAUUUCAAGUAGUAUAUGGUCAUCUGUCUUUUCUGGUUGUCAUUUUGGGGGGCAUUUUCUUAUAGCCAAGAAGUUUUCUUUUAUUCCGUAAAAACUGGAUGGUACUUUCAGAGAAUAAACUUGCCAAAAGAAAAAGAGAUAAAGCCAGAAAUUCAUUAGAAAGCACUGGGAUAUGAUCUGCUUCCAAACCAACUGUUACUUUAUUUCAGAUUUUAUUUUUUUUUUUUCAGUAUGUUUUUCAUUGGUACAUUUCCAUGCUCACUGGAUCGCUUAAUUUAAUUGCACAAGGCCCAUUUCUGCAAUCAACAAUUUACUUUUUGGCACUUGUUUGGGGUGCAAAUGAUAACUAUGAUUUUAAAGCAUUUGAGAGCACUUCACCAGUGC
This is a messenger RNA of Sinocyclocheilus rhinocerous, 2488 nucleotides long. Its product is annotated as dnaJ homolog subfamily C member 5-like. The record is from RefSeq and is a predicted model, not a curated record. The coding region runs from base 168 to 767 and encodes 199 amino acids. The transcript is spliced from 5 exons. NCBI's taxonomy places the organism in Eukaryota, Metazoa, Chordata, Actinopteri, Cypriniformes, Cyprinidae.